GGCGAGAAGGCAAGGCCAGGCGGGCCUGGACAGGCCAGUCCCCCCUCCAGCUCCAGCAGGAAAGGUCAGAAGGAAGCCUUCUCCUCCUGGGACGUGGGUGCCAAUCCCAGCUGGAGCACCUGGACCAGUGGCUUCCCCUGUCCUGUUCUCAGUUUCCUCCUCCACAGAGUGGGAGGAAUGGCCGUUCUACCUGCUGGGGAGAUGAGUGCGAGAGAUCACGAGGGCCAGAGGGCCUGCCUGGGACGCUGAGGAUUACAGCUGCUCCCUACCCUGGGGGCCCGGCUGGCUCCACACUCCCUCCAGGCCUCCCCAAACAAUGGGCCCAGGUGCCUGAAACCGGGGUGCAAACAUUCCAGGCCAGGAGAAGCAGCAGCCCACUGAGGUUGGGGGAACCCUUGGCCUGGUUUGGGGGGCCUCCUAGAAGCAGAUCCCUGGCCAGGCUUGUAGACAACCCUCCCCCCCUUCACUCCCUGCCUCCUGCCUUUCCCGCAGAGCUGGGGCCUUUAAAAGUUUUUUCCUCCCCGCUUCCCAAUCUGGAGCCACCGCCGUUAUUAAAAGGACACCAUGUGUUUUAAAAGGGAAAAGUGUGAGAUUCUCUACAGGCAAGGAGGAGGGUGGCCUCCAUCCUGGGGUCCUCAUGAGGGUCUCCAUCUCCUGUCCCGCUGGUACCUGCAGACACUUUACGACCCACUCGCCUGCUGGUCAGGUGCUAAGACACACCAUAAGUAGAAACAUAUUGCGGAGGUGUGAGAAUCUUAUUUAAUUUCUUCCCCCUUAAAGGAAAAAACACACGCACAGCAAUCGCCCCCCCACUACCUUCGCCUGCUGUUCUACAGGCUGGGAAACAAAGCAUCACUAACAGUGGCAUUCACAGGCACUACCCACAGCCUGGCAGAGCUGUCAGGAACCUGGGAGGGCCCGGCACAGCCCCUCACCUGCCCAGGCGCGUCGGGCAUGCUGGGCUUUUGGCAAGUGCCCCCAGGGGGUGCCCGGACCCUGCCCUUUCUGGAGGAGCAUCGCAGGAGCCUGCACCAGCUCCGUGCAGUGCAGGUUGGCCUGGGGCAUAGUGUGUGCCCGCCCAGGUGACCUGUGCACCUGGACAGGGUGCAUGGAGGGACUGUGGAUGUUCCGGGCAUGCUGUGCCUGCGUGCGUGCCCCUGGGUUGCUUCCCCCUCCGAAUGAGUGUGUGACCACGAGUGUAUGUGUGUCAGGGAUGGAAUGUGUGUGUGUGCCUUGAUGGUGUGCGAAUGUGCAUCUGGGAUGCAGUGUGCGCAAGUCUGAGGGUGAGGGUGACGGGCCACAAGCCAGUGUGAGUCUUUGUGUGUCUCUGGGUGUGUCCCAGAGCGGGUCUGGAUGUGGAGACGGUGUGCUGGCGGGGGUGUGCAUCGGGUGGGGGGCCGGAAAGUGCCGGAGGCCCGGAGCUCCCGAGAGGGCAGGGGUCCCGGCCUGCCGAGCUGUGGGUUCCCAGUGAGCUCCCCCCACUCACGGCUGGGCCCCGCGGUGCCCGGACUCGCUGGCUCCUGCUCCGUCUCCCUCUCACCCACUCUCUCACAAAGAUUUGUCUCGCUGGAGGCUUCCAGCCCAGCGCGGCGUGGCCCGGAACGGUUCUGAGCGUUGCCGGUGGCGGGGACUCCGAGGACCCCCGCGCGGGGUCCCGCCAGGGGAGGGCGGCGGCGCCGGCCCGCGGAGAGGCGCGUCCCCGGGGACCCCGGGCCGCGCGCCAGGCGGCCAGAGCGGCCCCCCUCCCGCCCCGCCUUCCUCGCGGGGCUCAUCCCUCCACCCGGGGGGGCCCGCUCGGGGCCGGCACCCAGCGCGCCUACUGCGUGCGCCCCCGCCCGAGAGCGGUGCCCUACGGUCUCCGCAACUCCGAGUCCUCGGACGCUGUCGCGUGCGCCCGCCUCGUCCCAGCGUGCAGAGGGUUCCAGGCCGCCCCGGGCCGGGCGUCCUCGGCCCGGCGGCCCAGAUCUGGCUGAGAUCUCCUCGCCCGCGGACAAGAGGGAAGUGUCAUGGCACCACUGCGAUGGGACAGACGGCGGCCCCAUUAUCCACCUGCCCCGCCCCGCCCGCAUCUCCACGGUGCCGCAGCGCCGCUCCCCCGCCCCCCAUUCCCAGGCUGCCUCGCUCGGGUGACGUCAGCGACCUGGUCCCCCCCCGCCGCCGCUGCCGCCGCAUCCUCUACGCCCGCCAGGAGCCGGCGUCCCCGCGCCCCUCGCGCCCGGCCCGGCCAUGGCUUUGGUCGCGUUGAUGCCGCUCCUGCUGCUGCUGCUGCAGCCUCCGCCCGCCAACCCCGCGCCGUCCGCCCGCGACCCCUUCGCCCCUCAGCUCGGGGACACGCAGAGCUGCCAGCUGCGGUGUCGCGACCGCUACCCUGGUUCGCAGCCCUCGCAGGCGGAGCUGGAGGAGGAGGAGGACCCCUCGGAGUCCCCGCAUGAGUAUGACAGGGCCGUCCUGAUCAGUGCUUGUGAGCGUGGCUGCCGCCUCUUCUCCAUCUGCCGGUUUGUGGCCAGGAGCUCCAAGCCCAACGCCACCCAGGUGGAGUGUGAAGCAGCCUGCGUGGAGGCCUAUGUGAAGGAGACGGAGCAGCAGGCCUGCAGCGAGGGCUGCUGGAGCCAGAACCCCGAGCCUGAGCCCGAACAGGAGCAGAAGAGAAAAGUCCUGGAAGCUCCAAGCGGGGCCCUCUCGCUCCUGGACUUGUUUUCCACCCUCUGCAAUGACCUUGUCAACUCUGCCCAGGGCUUUGUCUCCUCCACUUGGACAUACUACCUGCAAACUGACAAUGGGAAGGUGGUGGUGUUCCAGUGGCUUCAUUCCCAGACCCAGCCUGUGGUAGAGACCCUAGGGCACGAGGGGGCCCGUCUGCAGCGAGUAGAGGUGACCUGGCGGGGAUCUCACCCUGAGGCCUUGGAGGUACACGUAGAUCCUGUAGGUCCCUUGGACAAGGUGAGGAAGGCCAAGAUCCGAGUCAAGACUAGCAGCAAGGCCAAGGUGGAGUCCGAUGAGCUACAAGACAACGACUUCCUCAGUUGCAUGUCCCGGCGCUCGGGGCUUCCUCGCUGGAUCCUGGCCUGCUGCCUCUUCCUCUCCGUGCUGGUGAUGCUGUGGCUGAGCUGCUCUACCCUGGUGACUGCACCUGGCCAGCAUCUCAAGUUCCAGCCCCUGACCCUGGAGCAGCACAAAGGCUUCAUGGUAGAGCCAGACUGGCCCCUGUACCCUCCCCCAUCGCACGCCUUUGGGGACAGCCCCCCACCCUACAAGCUGAAGCUGGAUCUCACCAAGCUGUAGGCCUCGGUCCGCCUGGGGAAUUGUUCCUCAGGCCUCCUCGCCCUGUGCUCAGGAGUCCAGGCCAGGGUGGGACCAUCCUUGGGCUCCUCCACCCACAAAAUCCUUCUCUCUACAGGCCUGCCCCUCUCCCCCGGGUCCUGAUGUCUCUAGGGGGUGACAUCUGGCCUUGCUUCCUCCCUGCCCCCUCCCUAGAGCGUGCUUCUUCCAUCUUCUAUUGUGUAGCUUCUUGAGUAUUUGAACCCCACAUUCCUCUUCCUCCUCUCUCCCCUCUCUGGGGGGCUGAGGCCUCAGGGGAGCCGCCUUGUGCUAGGGCUCCCCCCGUCCCCACCCCACCUCUGGAGAUCCAGCCCCAGGAGAGGAGGCCCCUUCAAGAGGAGGCUGUGGGCAGCGCUGAGGCUGGGGCCGCAGCUUGGGGGUUGGGAGGAAUAAAG
Messenger RNA from Equus quagga, 3713 nucleotides. It is a transcript of the gene TMEM59L, whose product is annotated as transmembrane protein 59 like. The record is from RefSeq and is a predicted model, not a curated record. NCBI's taxonomy places the organism in Eukaryota, Metazoa, Chordata, Mammalia, Perissodactyla, Equidae. The transcript is spliced from 10 exons. Bases 2227 to 3282 code for a protein of 351 amino acids.